AUGCUGCUGCUCUGCAUCAUAAACGUAUGGUCGAGUCGGGCCAGUAGCUAUAACGAACUACUUGCAUCUCGCAUUGUCUCUGGAUUUGCAGCGGCCGCGGCAGAUGCCACCGUUCCGGCGGUGGUGGCCGAUAUGGUCGCAGCCAAAGACCGGGGCCACUACAUGAUGUUUUUCCACCUUGCCAUGACAGCUGGUCUGUUUGUGGGUCCCAUGAUCAACGCUUUCCUCGUUCAGCAGCAGGAUUGGCGCUGGAUGUGCUACUUUAUGGCAGUCGCUGUCGGGGUCAUCUUUGUGGUCUCAAUCUUUACUAUUCGGGAGACUUCUUAUCUCAAGCGACACCGAGAUGAGAGUAAACGGACUCAUCUUCAGUGGAUGUCGUUGACUAUCGGAUACAACCGGGAUGCCUCAUUUUUCCAGACUCUGCUGGAUAUCCUGGGCAAUGCUACUUACCCACCAAUUCUCUGGUGUUCAUUCACUAUCGGUAUCUCCGUUGGAUGGAAUAUUGUCGUUCAACUAACCUCCUCUCGGACUUUUACCAAACCGCCUUAUAACUGGAAGCUAGGGAGUGAGGGUCUUUUCCUGCUGUCGGGGUUCAUUGGCGCAGUGUUGGCCUUUUAUAUCGGUGGUCGACUAAUCGAUGUCGUCUCGUCCCGAAGUACCGCACGACAUGGCGGCGUCCGUAUGCCCGAGUAUCGCCUACCUGCUAUUAUCAUCCCCGGUGUCAUUGGACCAGCUGGGAUUCUUAUCUUUGGACUCUGCAUUGCCCACAAAACACAUUGGAUCGGCCCCGCAUUUGGAUUUGCCAUGCAGGCCUUCGGUCUCGCCGCCAUCUCAAACGUGGCUGUGACAUACUGCCUGGAUUCGUACAAACCGGUAUGGCAUGAUUAA
Molecule: messenger RNA, 888 nt
Organism: Penicillium waksmanii
Lineage: Eukaryota; Fungi; Ascomycota; Eurotiomycetes; Eurotiales; Aspergillaceae
Exons: 2
Coding region: 1-888 (295 amino acids)
Biological process (GO): transmembrane transport
Molecular function (GO): transmembrane transporter activity
Source: RefSeq, a predicted model, not a curated record